Messenger RNA from Aphanomyces invadans, 795 nucleotides. Its product is annotated as STE/STE7 protein kinase. Gene Ontology annotation, molecular function: ATP binding; MAP kinase kinase activity. Gene Ontology annotation, biological process: protein phosphorylation; MAPK cascade. Lineage: Eukaryota; Oomycota; Saprolegniomycetes; Saprolegniales; Verrucalvaceae. The coding region runs from base 1 to 795 and encodes 264 amino acids. The transcript has 9 exons. The record is from RefSeq and is a predicted model, not a curated record.
AUGAUCACACCUUAUUCAACUCAACAUGCCCAGUGCUCUGUCGACAUUGACAACCUGGAGACGCUGGGGCUUCUUGGUCGAGGAUGCAGCGGUACUGUCCUCAAAGCAAUCGAUCGGUCCACGAACACCCUGUACGCCAUUAAGACGGUGCACAACGUCUACGAUCGCGCACAGCGGCGGCAAAUUCUCACGGAGAUUCAAACCUUAUACAGCGUCGCUACGCCAUGGCUCGUCGACUUUUACGGCGCGUUCUUCAAAGACCACGCGCUCAGCUUAAUCUUGCAGUAUUGUGAUCGUGGGUCCCUUGAUGCGUUGGUGCGCCAGCACGGCGCUAUCCCCGAGCGGAUCUUGGCCCACAUGACGUACCAGAUCCUCAGUGGCCUGCAGCAUCUCAAAGAAGCUCGACAUUUUCACCGCGACAUUAAGCCACAGAAUAUUCUCGUCACGAGCGAUGGCUACGUCAAGCUCACUGACUUCGGUCUCGCGCGGGAGUUGACCGGGACAUUCGAUAUGGCGCAGACAUUUGUCGGCACAUUCAAGUACAUGUCGCCAGAGCGAGUCCAGAACGAGCCGUACGACUUCUCGUCCGACAUUUGGGGUGUCGGGCUUGUACUGUUAGAGUGUGCUUUAGCCGCGUACCCGUACGGCGAAUGCGGUAGCUACAUCGAUGUCGUACAGAGCAUUCUCGAGUCGCCGCCACCAGCGUUGCCCACGGAUGCAUUUUCCACCGAGUUUCAAGAUUUCCUCAACGAUUGCCUUCGCAAGGACAUGGAGUCCGAUGUGCCAACCAAGUGA